CCUACUCUUAUCGCCGUUCCCAGUUUGGGACGGCGGCCGCCUAAGAGGGAUCGUCCUAGGGACGACAACAACUAGGCCGAAAAAAAUGGGCCUCCUCGUGACGUCACUUCCGGGGUUGCCCUUCACUUCCGCCUUCCCCAUCCUCCCCUCCCCUCAACUGGGCCUGCCAAUUCCCCGCGCCCACGGCAGGACCAGGAGGCUCUCUUAAUGCAUCGAUAUGGGUGUCCGUGGAUUGAUGAGUUUUGUGGAAGAGAAUAAUCAGUUCUUUAUCGAUUUGAAGUUGAGGGACACAAAAAUCAUCAUCGACGGCUUUGCUCUCUUUCAUCGGCUUUGCUUCAAUUCAAAUUUGGACCUGCGGCACGGAGGGGACUAUGACGCUUUUACGGAUGUCGUCGAGGCGUUUUUCGAAUCGCUGUCUGUCUGCAACAUACGUCCUUAUGUUUUGUUAGAUGGCGGGUGUGACUUUUCAGAUAAGAAGUUUGUGACUUUGAAAGAGCGAGCCAAGGACAAGAUCCAGGUGGCCCACUCACUCUCCAUGGGGGGAGGUGGGAGCCUGUGUCCCCUGCUCAUCAGAGAAGUCUUCAUUCAGGUCUUGAUAAAGCUUCAGGUGAGCUUCGUCCAGUGCUUUUCAGAGGCAGACAGAGACAUCAUGACCCUGGCUAAUCACUGGGAUUGCCCCGUAUUAACCAUGGAUAGCGAUUUUUGCAUCUUCGACCUGAAAUCGGGUUUUUGCCCCCUGAGUUGUUUUCAGUGGAGAAACCCGAGCCGUCUUCAAGGUUCACUGGGCUUCUAUAUCCCAGCCAGAUGCUUCUCCCUAGAGAAGUUCUGCGGUCACUUCGGUCACAUGAACAAGGCCCUGCUUCCCCUCUUUGCUGUGCUGAACGGGAACGACCACAUCAACCUGCCCGCGCUUGAGACGUUCUUCAGCAGAGUCGACCUCCAUGCCAGAACCUCGCGCUUCAAGGGGAGGAGACAUCACCGCAUUCUGGGACUUCUGAAUUGGCUGUCUCAUUUCGCUGACCCCACCGAAGCCCUGGAUAAGGUUCUGAAGCACCUGAAAAACCACGAGCGAGAUGAAGCCAAAGCUCUGCUCUGUUCGUCUAUGGAGGAAUACCAGCCGUCUCAGGUGAAGCUUCAGGACUUCUUUGACCGGGGCACUUACGUUUCUCCAGAUGCCUUGAGACAGGGUUUACCCGAAUGGGUCCGAACGGCCUUGGCCAGAGCUCAACUGUCUCCGUUCAUCAGUGACGCCAUGGUGUUGAGAAGAACUAUCCUCCACACGCAGGUGGAAAACGUGCAACAACCCAGCGCUCACAUCAUCUCCUUGCCCAUCCGCCAGAUCAUUUACGGGCUUCUUCUGAACUCUUCAAAUCCAAGAACCGUGGCCCGUCAACCACUGGCUGUCAGCGAGCUGGCCAGGCUUAAUAAAAAUAUCAAAAAGACAGUAAUCCAUGCAACAAAGCUACCCAGGGAUUCUUUUGAUUUGGAUGAAUUGCCGGAGGUCUCCUUUUCUAGUCGUUUGAUGCUUCUGUUAGAGACUUUGAAUGUGAAACAUAGAAUCCUCGAGCCUGUUCCUAGUUCUUUGCAGUUGCCUAUUGCCGUCACCUGCUAUUGGUUGCAAAAUUCAGAACCCAGAGCAAACUUGCAUCAUUUACAAGCUUUACUACUCGGGAUGCUUUGUGGACAGCUGCAUGAGAUAAUCAGUAACCCAGAUCUGGAUGACUUGCAUUUGAAGAAUGCUAAAAUGGUAUAUGACCAGUUUCUCAAUAUAAAGCAACAGAAACUCUGGGAUAGAAGAUUGGAUUUAGAAACAGCCCACAUAUUCUGUCAAUGGCAGUGUUGCCUCCAAAUGGGAUUAUAUCUGAACCAGUUGCUGUCUGCGCCUCUCCCUGAGCCAGACCUAACUCGGCUUUAUAGUGGGACCCUUGCUCACGGACUGUACCAAGAGCUCCGGUCAUCAGCUUCAGCAGAAAAUCUAUUGAGUGCAUGUCCAGAGACAAAUCAUCUUUAUAACCAGCUGUUGCUGGUAGUGAAGUCAUCUGUUCCUGCGGAACACUUCCUACCGACUAGGAAAUCAAAACCCAGCAAAAUGAAACGGAAAAAGCGAGCCACUAGUGGGGAGAAGAGAAUGGGUGCUACCUUAGAAACCAGAGCUAGCAACAGGUUUGCACUGCUAACGUUAAAUGACUUAGAGGAACCUUUUCUUUAGGGUGUCAUCAGGGUUCGGAUAAGCCGUGACCGUAUCAGAGUGGUACACGUCCAUCUUGCUAAUACGAUUGAUCUGUAGCUUUCCUUAAAUUGGAUCACUCAGGGGCCAAUGUGGCUACUUAUCCCUGUUCCAGAGAAUGUUAUAUUGCACAUUAUAGAGUACUUAAAAGUUCAGAGUGGACCUGAAAUUACCAAACUUUUAGCCUCAAUUAUCUACCUCAGGCACUUCUUUAACUGGCUAAAAAGCCUUUAUGUCAUAAACCCCUAGAAUCACACAUGCUUAAGCCAAAUAAGCUUAAAAAAGAUGACAUUGCCCAAACACCCUUCCACACGGCAAGCAAAACCCCCCAAAUUGUUCUGUAUGUA
This is a messenger RNA of Tachyglossus aculeatus (Australian echidna), 2574 nucleotides long. It is a transcript of the gene ASTE1, whose product is annotated as asteroid homolog 1. NCBI's taxonomy places the organism in Eukaryota, Metazoa, Chordata, Mammalia, Monotremata, Tachyglossidae. The coding region runs from base 218 to 2209 and encodes 663 amino acids. The record is from RefSeq and is a predicted model, not a curated record. The transcript is spliced from 5 exons.